UCAAGUUUAUUUCUGUUUUUUUUGGAGUGUGAUGACCAGUGUAGGAUGUACUUUAUACUGUACAUCAUACUAAAGUCCAAACUGUACUCUAAAAAACGACGUGCGUCUAUCCGUUGUUUGGGUGAAGAGCUACGUUUGAAAACAUUAAUUGCAUUGGGAAGUAAACAAGCUAGAAAGUAGCCAUAAUGGUUAUGGUUCUGGAUGUGCACUAGUCAAAAUUCAUAUACCGGCAGUUAGUCAUUGUUGAGCAGUCCAUUUUAUCACACGUCUUAAAAAGUAUGCACAUUUUGCCAGUGAGAGAUUCAAAACACGUUUUAUUUUUUUCUUAGUUAGUUUAAAGUAUUACAGUGAAGGUUAGUAAUCAAUGCAAACAUGAUGAAAGCAUCACGACUGUUCAGACAAAUCAAACACUAUGCUUAUCGCAAGGUAAAGUACUUCCAGAGAAUUCUUCUCCUAAUUUGUAAUAUUCCAGUCAGUGGAUCGUCUGAACCCAUUACCUAAAUCAUUAAGAAAACUUUUAUUUGUCUCUCUACAGGUUCGGCAUGUUACGUUUGGACAAUGUAUUCUCAAAUUUUUGUUCCUGUUUUCAUGCAUGAUCAUCACUGUAGUGGUCAUCCUCCACAAGGACCAGAGUCUAGCUAAUUUGAAUGCUGCUCUGUACUAUCGUUACGCCAGCGAAGAGCCAUUCUUCAACGGUCGACCUCGGAAUGUGGAUCGCAUUCGGAUCGACUGGCAUGACUAUGCACAUAUCGAGUACGAAUCUAAACGGGAAGGCCCCGGCGAGCAUGGGAAGCCUCUCAAGCUAGAGAAAUUGGAAGACAUCAAGCUGAAUGAGAAACUGUUAAAAGAAAAUGGAUAUUCGGCGGUUGUUAGUGAUAUGAUUGCAUUGAAUCGCUCAGUCCCAGACGCCAGACAUGUACAGUGUCGCAAAAAACGCUAUCUGCAAGAACUGCCAACGGUCAGCGUGAUUGUUAUUUUCUACAACGAACACUGGAGCACGUUGCUGCGUACGGUUCAUAGUAUACUAAAUCGCUCGCCAUCAAAACUACUGAAAGAAAUUGUUUUGGUGAACGACCAUAGUACAAAGGAGUUUUUGUGGGAACCCCUGCAGGAUUAUGUGCGUAGCAAAUUGCCAUCAAAGGUAAAACUUUUCAAUUUACCGGUGCGUUCCGGAUUGAUUGCGGCACGUUUGGCCGGGGCCAAGGCCGCCACUGGAGAUGUUCUGAUCGUGCUUGACUCACAUACAGAGGUCAACGUGAACUGGCUACCUCCUCUUAUCGAACCUAUUGCUGAGAAUUACCGUACUUGCGUUUGUCCGUAUAUCGACGGUAUAGCUCAUGAUACAUUUGAGUACAAACCCCAGAGCGAAGGACGACGGGGUGCAUUUGAUUGGAAGUUCUUGUACAAGCGAUUGCCUUUGAGACCGCAAGAUCAAACGGAUCCAACAGAGCCGUUCGAUAGUCCCAUCAUGGCGGGAGGACUGUUUGCCAUUAGUGCCAAGUUCUUCUGGGAGCUUGGAGGAUAUGACGAGGAGCUGGACAUUUGGGGUGGUGAGCAGUACGAAUUGAGUUUCAAGAUUUGGCAAUGUGGGGGAAGAAUGGUGGAUGCACCUUGCUCUCAUGUCGGACACGUGUAUAGAGGACUCGCACCGUUUCCAAAUCCAAGAGGAACCAAUUUCGUUACCAGGAACUUCAAAAGAGUUGCUGAAGUGUGGAUGGACGAGUACAAACAGUUCCUGUUUGAAAGAAACCCUGAGUAUGACAAAACCGAUGCGGGAGAUCUGACGAAACAGAAGGCUUUGCGAGAGAGGUUACAGUGCAAACCGUUCAAGUGGUUUCUGGACGAGGUUGCUCCAGAUUUGCUUCUAAAAUACCCCUUACGGGAUCCGAAGCCGUUUGCAUCGGGACGAGUUCAAAGUUUGGCCAAUCCUAUAUUGUGCCUGGAUUCUUUGAACCACAAUGAAAAGGAACCGAUUGGCGUAUUCAGCUGUGCUGCGAAUAAGACUCAUCCUCAGAGCAACCAAUUUUUCACGUUGUCCUAUUUCCGGGACAUCAGAGUUGCCAGUGUGGACAAGUGCUUGGACGCCGCGAGUGAGGGUUCUGAGGUACGCUUAUUCAACUGCCAUGAAAUUCAGGGUAAUCAACUAUGGCAAUACGAUAUGAAAAAUCAGAUGAUUCGGCAUGGUAUGCCAAGCUGGAAUCAGUGCCUAGAUCUCGUGAAGCAAAAGAUAACAAUAUCGAAAUGUGAUCCCGGCAAAAAGACACAACACUGGGCUUGGGGUUUCGUAAAUGAAACCAAUUUGAAUAAUUGGGAAACCUACGGAGCAGACCUUUUGCCUUAGCAGACGUGUUCCACACGGUGUAGACAACUGUGAUUAUUGUGUGGUACUAAACUUUGAAUUAAUGAAUA
Aedes aegypti (yellow fever mosquito) is the source of this 2409-nucleotide messenger RNA. RefSeq names its product N-acetylgalactosaminyltransferase 4. Gene Ontology annotation, cellular component: Golgi apparatus. The transcript has 4 exons. The record is from RefSeq and is a predicted model, not a curated record. Bases 593 to 2341 code for a protein of 582 amino acids. NCBI's taxonomy places the organism in Eukaryota, Metazoa, Arthropoda, Insecta, Diptera, Culicidae.